Molecule: messenger RNA, 2289 nt
Organism: Electrophorus electricus (electric eel)
Lineage: Eukaryota; Metazoa; Chordata; Actinopteri; Gymnotiformes; Gymnotidae
Source: RefSeq, a predicted model, not a curated record
UCCGACUUACCAAACGGUGGAUGAGCUAGUGCCUUGUAACUGUCCUUGUAUGGGGUGUAGCAGUCAUUCCUCAGUUUCUGUGGAGAGACCGGAGCAGUUGAUCAGAACAACCUCAGCUCAUUUUUUUUUUUUUACUUCCCCUGCAGUGAUACAAGGGGACAGCAAACGACAUGAAGACAUGUGAUAGUGAAGAAAAUCAACACAAAAUGGAGGAGGGGUCCUACCAAGCCACUGAACAGAUCAGUGUUGAUAGAGGCAAUACAAAAGGUGCUGACAUGGCUUCUGCUCAUCCUGAGACACUUCAUGUCCUCACCUGGAAUGUAAACGGCCUACCAACUGCAUUACAUCCGAACAAAAGGGUAGAUCCAGAGACUAAUGAACAUCUAUUCUCAAAAAUAAUUAAAGAUGCACAUGUUGUGUUGUUACAAGAGACUCAUAUUGGCGAGAAAAAUAAAAAUGUUAUCCAGAAGCUUUCAUCCAACUGGCACUUGCAUUACACAGUGUAUAAAACAAAAGAAAGAGGAGUUGCUAUAUUGGUGAACAAGAAACUCCAGUUCCAGGUAUCAAAGGAGUUUAAACACAGUUAUGGAGAAUACAUAGUCCUCCAAUGUGAAAUAGAAGGUCAGACGUACAUUUUGGUGAGUGUUUACAACCAUAAGUCUGACAAAGAACUUCUCAGUGGACUUUCAGAUCAUCUACAGCAAUACACCACAGGAGUCUUAGUGAUUGGAGGAGACUUCAACACUGUACUAAACCCAUACAUGGACAAACUCGUGGAAACAACAUCUCAAGACCAAUCCGCAUUACUACCUAGCCUAAAGAACUUCAUGAGGGCUCAUCAGCUAGUAGAUGUCUGGAGAAGGUCUACAAAAAUCAAAUGCUUCUACACUUUCUACAGGAACAAUAGCAACUCAAGAAUUGAUUACUUCUUCCUGCCAGAAGAGUGUGUUUGGCAUGUGAAGAGAUGUGAAAUAAAUGACGUACCCUCUGAUGACCAUCUGCCCAUCAGUCUUUAUUUGAACUCAGGAGACAGUGCAGCCAACAUACCCCUAAACCCUAUAGUCAGAGCCCAACCCUGGGAAGAAUCGAUUCCGUGGAUGUACAAAGUACGCAGUACAGAGAUUGAAGAGGCCAUCAAGGCUCUACAAGUGUCUGACACACCAAGGCCUAAUGGAAGACCUGUAUCCGAUUACAAAAAGCGAUCCCCUGAAGUCAUCCAGGAGCUGAUGGACACCUAUCACAGAAUCUGUAAUGGGUUAUUUAACUUUGAUACUAGCUUCAGUGCAUCUUUUGCAAAACAGAAUUUUCUUUUCUUUAAUGUUGACUAUGUCAUCUUGGCGACAAUUGUGGCCAGGCACUUAGAAUGUUCCCUGGAACCGUGUAAUCAUAGAAGGGUAGACUAUGAAACACAUGUCCCCAUCUGCUAUCGUAUUGUUGGACAUGAUGUUAUAUCUGUUGAAUGGGGGGAGCUCGAGAAAGCUAUUUCAAAUGUUCUUCAAGCAGGAAAUCCCCUUUUGAAUAUCCUGGAGAGAAUGCUCCCCAGAGAAGGCUCACGGAUACUUCUAUACUAUGGCUGCCCUUUGACUCCAGUGCUGAGGAGCUUUCUCGUGAGGAAUCGUGCUGAAGAUGAUUUGGAACAAAACCUGAACGUCACACCAGCCGAGCCCCUCAGGGUUUAUGGAGAUGAUGUGAUCGCGGUCAUUCCUAGAGUACCGCCUAACUUUGAUCAGGAUUUAGAAUGUGGGGCCUUUAUAGUGAGACGAAGCACUGCAUCUGUCCUUCAUGUCUUACAUUACAAUUAGAGACUUAUUCCUCACAUUGAUACCUUCACACCUUUAUAAUAGUGUCAGUGUAGUCAUUGAAUAAUUCAUGGUGAGGGAUGAAAUUAUUGCAGACCAGCCACUCCUACUACAGCAGUGUUGCUUUGGAGAUGAUGGUUCAGACUGUGGAGCUGCAGUCUAUGAAAUAGCUUUGUUGCCUUUACCAGGCUGAAAGUAUAGACAUUAUUUAAUCUCUAGAAUUCUUAAGAAUGCAUAUACUAAUGAGUUAUGGGUAUUGUAAUUUUGUCAAGUGUACUGUUGUACAUGCAUGAUAAUCAUGUUAUUGCGUAUCUCAGCCCUUUGGUGGAUAUACAGCGAUGUUCUAAACACCUGUUGAGGAGGGGAUGAGCUGUUUCUGUGUUACUGUUACAAAUGACACUGCAUGUGAGUCAGUCUCGCUGGAAUAUUCUAGAUGUGAAGACUGGCUCCCUGGCACACCUUAUAAUAAAGGUUUUUGCUAAACCCUUCA